AUGCCGCAGGUGACUGUCCAUGCGACUGGCCUAGUACGGGACACCAAGACCAAGUUUUGGAGCACCAAGGACCCAGGGCAGGAGCCUUUCACCUACACAGCCGGGGGAGGCGUCAUCAAAGGAUGGGACUACGGAGCACGAGGCCUGGGAUCUGGCAAUCAGAACGAUUUGUCGGGAGGAUUUAGGAGGUUCCCAGCGGUGUCAUGUUUCCAUCUCGUUUCUUAUCGAUGUUCUGAGGCUUGGCACGGCAGUCAGAAGUGGCAGAUUGAGGGGGCCCAUCGGCCGGUUGAGUUUCUUGCGGCUAGCACUCUUUCCCACCUUUCAUUAAAUCCCUCCUCUCCUAAUAUGAAAAUGGGUCUUGCGCCCACUGAGGGGGUUUGA
This is a messenger RNA of Symbiodinium necroappetens, 381 nucleotides long. The record is from the annotation of a GenBank genome assembly. NCBI's taxonomy places the organism in Eukaryota, Dinophyceae, Suessiales, Symbiodiniaceae.